AUGUUCCUUCCAGAGACGUGUCGCGCAAUUGUGGGCAACGGAUCUGUGCCCAGCGGGAGGUGGAAUCGCUCCGGAUGGCAGGUUCUGAGCAGCACAUUCCGGCACGGGGGAGAAAAAAGAGUCCCUGAGCCAAAUUAUGACACCGUGCAAAAACGCAAACGUUGUCCUAAUAUCUUUGCUUCUGCACUGAUUGCCAUUGAGAAGGAACCUGCCUUCAUUUUCGCUUAUGGAGCAUUGCUGUAUUGCGGAUAUAUGGCUGUUCUGAGCACGUUAACGUCGCAACUCAAGACGCAGUAUAGCUUUAAUUCAAUACAAAUCGGGCUAUGUUAUCUUCCUCUGGGCUGCGGUAGUCUCACAUCUCGAUGGACGGUAGGGCUCCUCCUUGACUGGAACUUCAAGCGGGAAGCUGCACGACAGGGGAUGCCGAUAAUCAAGAACCGACAACAGAGCAUUGAGAAAUUUAACAUCGAGGUAGCUCAACUGGCAAUCACGAUCCCUUUUGUGUAUGGCGGCGCACUAUGUUUGAUCGCUUACGGCUGGGUAAUGCAAUCCAAGACUUCUCUUGCAGGGCCGAUGCUCAUGUUGUUUUUCAUGGGACAUUUGACCACAGGGGCCUCCAGCUCGUUGACUACACUUAUCGUCGAGGCGAAUCGUCAAACAGCUGUAGCCGCAACCAAUCUCUGGCGUUGUCUGACGGGUGCUGGUGCCGUUGCUGCAGCAGAACCGCUAAUUGAGCGAAUUGGCCUUGGUUGGACGGCUACGUUUAUUGCAUUCUUGUGGCUGGCGUUCAGUCCGUUGAUGUGGGCGAUUUACAAAUGGGGACAUUGUUGGCGCGAAGACCUGCGGAAGAGUCGAGUAAACGCAGUCUAA
Messenger RNA from Talaromyces marneffei, 870 nucleotides. RefSeq lists its product as uncharacterized. NCBI's taxonomy places the organism in Eukaryota, Fungi, Ascomycota, Eurotiomycetes, Eurotiales, Trichocomaceae. The record is from RefSeq and is a predicted model, not a curated record. The transcript has a single exon. The coding region runs from base 1 to 870 and encodes 289 amino acids. Gene Ontology annotation, molecular function: transmembrane transporter activity. Gene Ontology annotation, biological process: transmembrane transport.